ACACUAAGGCACAGAGAGGUUCUGGAAAGCCAAGAUUUGACCCAAGUAUUUUGGAUUCAGAGCCCAUACUGCCUUUUGUGAAAUACAAAUGAAUCACGAUAGAGCCACUCAAAUACGUCAUUCAAAAAUUAAUUCAGAAACCCAAACAGGCCAGUAUUGCUGUAUCUCAGAAAACCACUAUAUUUCUCUCAAAGGAGGCAACAAAUACUGCCAGAGUAAGACACAGCCAAGCUACAAAGUAAGUGCUAUCUUUUCCUCCUCAAAGAAAAGAAAGAAAGAAAGAAAAUAAAGUCACACUACUUUUGGUAUCCUUUCACAUACAACUAACGAUGUGGUUAUUCCUGGUCCGUAUUUUCAUGAUCUGAUGUCACUGCUCCCGAGCGUUCAGAGUAACCGGUUCUGCGGCAGACUACUUCAUCUGGGUCAGGGAACGAUUCUGGUCCCAAGUAGAAAGGAUCUCACAUUCUCUUAAGCAAAGACAGUGGCUUAAUUGUUGCAGUUUUGAGUACUUUGCACCUGAAGAGACACAACUGCUAACCUAGGUAAGGAUUUUGCACGUUUACUAACUGGAACAGAGGGACAAUCCUGCCAGUGACUCGGCCUUCUAUUACUUUCCUCUCCUCCUAAACAGUUCACCUGGGCCAUGUGCCUGGGAUACAGUGGCUGCUUAAUAGAUAUUUUUUAAAUAAAAUCAUUUUUUGAAUACUUAAAACUUUUCUAAUAUAUAUUUAUAAAUCAUUUUUAAGAGGUGGGUUUAAACCCUUCUUCCUUAUUACCUAGAGUAUUUGAAUUAGAAAUAAGUUCUAAAAGCCUGUAAUGCUAUUAAAAUUCUUUAUCAGAUCCUAGGGCUGCAAUUUGAAAUGCUAUAUCUCCUAACAAGGUGCAUGCCCACUUUACAGACAACUUCAGCACAGUUUAAGAAGAACGCAGUGGACAGUUCUGGCCUUUAUGCCAUGUAUCCAGCACCACCCACCCACAAUACUCAGCAGAAAGGGUGCCCUCGGAGGGCCUGGUGUGAGCUUUCCUCCUGGGCUGCAGUGUCCUCAUCCACCCUGGGCCCUAUUCAGAUGUGUUCUUGGCUCCCGGUGCACACGGACGCCUUUUGUUUAUUCUUUCUUUCCUUCAAUCCUGAUUUUGUCUUCUUUCCCCAGCCUUUGUUACUUGGUUCUCUACUGCACAGAAGGAGCUACAACUUGGACCAAGAGCCACCAUAAUUAAGCACCAGGAUUUUCUAGGCGGACAAAGAUAACGGUAACAUCAUGGAGUCGGGGGGUCUCCAGCUCUUUGCUUUCUUCCUGGCCUUAUCUGGGGUCUCUGGAGUGCUCACAGCCACUCUGCUGCCCAACUGGAAGGUGAAUGUGGAUGCGGGCUCCAGCAUCAUAACAGCCAUCGUACAGCUGCAAGGGCUGUGGAUGGACUGCACGUGGUACAGCACCGGGAUGUUCAGCUGCACCCUGAAAUACUCCAUUCUGUCCCUCCCCACCCACGUGCAGGCUGCGCGGGCCACUAUGGUCCUGGCAUGUGUCCUGUCUGCUUUGGGGAUCUGCACUUCUACAGUGGGGAUGAAAUGCACCCGCUUAGGAGGGGACAGAGAAACCAAGAGUCAUGCUUCUGUGGCUGGAGGAGUCUGUUUCAUGUCUGCAGGGAUCUCUGGUUUAAUACCGACAGUGUGGUACACAAAGGAGAUCAUAGCAAACUUUCUGGAUCUGACAGUUCCGGAAAGCAACAAACAUGAACCUGGAGGAGCUGUCUACAUCGGAUUCAUUUCCGCCAUGCUGCUGUUUAUCUCUGGCAUGAUUUUCUGCACUUCCUGGAUAAAAAAGCAUCCAGAAGCUUGGGUCGACCCAGCCAAGCAGCAGCAUGUCUCCACCACACAGCCUGAGGGCAAUUCAGCAUACAACCUGAAGGAUUAUGUGUAA
Molecule: messenger RNA, 1919 nt
Organism: Equus quagga
Lineage: Eukaryota; Metazoa; Chordata; Mammalia; Perissodactyla; Equidae
Gene: CLDN20
Product: claudin 20
Exons: 1
Coding region: 1260-1919 (219 amino acids)
Biological process (GO): cell adhesion; bicellular tight junction assembly
Cellular component (GO): plasma membrane; bicellular tight junction
Molecular function (GO): structural molecule activity
Source: RefSeq, a predicted model, not a curated record